AUGAAGCUCCCAUGCCUACCUCUUCACCUCCACCACCACCACCACCACCUCCUCCUCCUCCUCCUCCCCCUCACCCUCCCAUCAGCCUCCCCCCUCCCAGUCACACCACAACCCGGCCCCUGCCCCCUCCUCCACAUCCUCUCCGCCCGUGAGACCACCGCCCCCCCAGGCUUCGGCUCCUCCAUAACCCUUACUCAACUCCUCCUCUCAACCUUCAACCACUCCUCCCCUCCCCCCACCCACCCAACCAUAACCGCCGAAGCAAUAGACUACCCGGCCCUAGGCGCCAACACAUCCGAAUACGCCGCCUCAGUAACAACCGGAACAGCAGCAGUCAUCAAACGGCUUUCUACAUUCAACGCCCUGUGUCCAGAGACAAUACUCAUCCUCCAUGGGUUCAGCCAGGGAGGGCAGAUCAUAGAUGAUGCGCUUUGCGGGGUGCCUCAUGAUUUUACUGGACGAGGAAAACCUGAUGAAGAUGGGGGACGGGUUGGGAGGCCUUUGGUUAGGAGGGAGGUGCAAAGGAAUAUUGCGGCGGUGGUGUUGAUGGGGAGUCCGAGGUUUACUGGUGGGAAAAGGAGGGGGGAGAAGGGGACGGCGAAGGUGGGAGGAUUUGCUGCCCGACCGGAGGGGUUCAGCUGUCCGGUGUUUGAUGAUAGGAUGGCGAGUUUUUGUGAUGAGGGGGAUCCGUUUUGUUCGGAUGGGGAGAAUGAGGAGGUUCAUGGGGGGUAUGGGGGAGUUUAUGGGGGGGAGGCGUUGGGGUUUGUGGUUGAGAGAGUGCUGGUUGGGUGA
Messenger RNA from Podospora pseudocomata, 792 nucleotides. RefSeq lists its product as uncharacterized. The coding region runs from base 1 to 792 and encodes 263 amino acids. The record is from RefSeq and is a predicted model, not a curated record. The transcript has a single exon. NCBI's taxonomy places the organism in Eukaryota, Fungi, Ascomycota, Sordariomycetes, Sordariales, Podosporaceae. Gene Ontology annotation, molecular function: hydrolase activity.